UUGUAAACAGCUGAAAUUAGUAUCGAUGCUGUCAACUGCGCCGGUCUUUUGGCGAAUAAAUCUAAAUUUUUAUUAACCGCUAUUCAUAGUCGUCACAGCAGGACCAUGUCUGAGCCAUGUACAAACAGCAGUCAAGAAGCAAUUGCACGUUUGCGGGAAUUUGGAUACGCAUUCAAUGAAGCUGGCGAGCUCCGCAAAAUUGAUGCAGCUAGCGGAAAGCCCGGUGAUCUGCCUUAUGAAUUUAAGAUCAGUGACAAUCCGGCUCUAAAUCAAGAGCAUUACGAGCAACUAGCCAAUCAGAUUCCCGAUAUUGUAUAUGAGCUACUGGAGAAAAAUGGAUUAAAGAGAACCUAUAUACCCAUUGGAGAGCCCAUUGAGCGUUCCACAUUCGUAUUCACACAGCCGCAACCUCUGGCCCAGUCGAAGAAGCUGCUUGUGCUCAUCCAUGGCAGCGGAUAUGUGCUGGCCGGUCAAUGGGCAAGAAGAUUAAUUAUAAACAACUCUCUGGAACACGGCACACAGCUGCCAUAUAUACAACGCGCACAGAAGCUGGGUUAUGAUAUACUCGUAACGAAUACGAAUGACACCACACGUAUUAUAAAUGGCAAGCGCACGCCUAUCAAAGGCUUAGAGAAUUCAAUGAGUCAUGCCGCUUACGUAUGGGAGCAUAUCAUCAUGCCGUCGCAGCCCGAGAGUGUGGCCAUAGUGGCCCACAGCUUCGGCGGCUCCGUGUGUAAGGCUUUGGCGGAAAAGUUUACAAAGUUCUUUAAAGAAAAAGUAUUUGCCAUUGCGCUAACCGAUGGCACCGUGGGCCAUCCGCCCGCUAGUUGUCAAAAAUACUUUCUGGAUGUAACCUGCAAUUGGGUCUCCAGCACUGAGCCACUCGAUACGGAUCUAACACAUGGUGAUAAGGAAAAGAAUUUAACUUGUGUAUCGGCUGGACAUCCGGAACACGAAUGGACCUCCUCUGCAGCCAUCGAGUCUGUCUUUAAGUUCCUCGAGCUAAAGCACCAGAAGUAUCUAAAGACCAAGCAGUCCUAAGCCGCCUAGUGUCAACUUGUUACGCAUUUCAUCAAAUUAUCAUAUGUGAUGUGCAUCAUCCCAUCAUGUUUGUGCAUGUGACACUUAUCCCUUUGCCCUAAGGACCAACACAAACUAUCGAUUUGCAAUGCAUAAAUCAAACGGAGUAGCAGCAUCCCAUAACAAAACUCCCUCAUAACCCACUUCGAUAUGUCACAAACACUCGCAUCAAGGCAAUUUAAUUUGAUUUUCGGCACUUUGGCACAUUCCAUGUGAGUUAAUCAACUUGAUGGCUGAUGUAUCAUCGUUCACGAUAAAACAAAAGUGUUUCUGAUGUCCGUCCAGUCAACAAGCAGCUAAAAAACAACAAACCCACGUCCCCACGGUCAAUGCUUAAAGUUGUUAGCUCGAUAAGAACACAAUCUAGCUGGGGUUGCUACAAAAAAAAAAAAAAAA
This is a messenger RNA of Drosophila arizonae, 1476 nucleotides long. RefSeq names its product FAM172 family protein homolog CG10038. Gene Ontology annotation, molecular function: siRNA binding. The record is from RefSeq and is a predicted model, not a curated record. Lineage: Eukaryota; Metazoa; Arthropoda; Insecta; Diptera; Drosophilidae. Gene Ontology annotation, biological process: regulatory ncRNA-mediated heterochromatin formation. Gene Ontology annotation, cellular component: nucleus.